Nematolebias whitei (Rio pearlfish) is the source of this 2255-nucleotide messenger RNA. RefSeq names its product microtubule-associated protein 4. The record is from RefSeq and is a predicted model, not a curated record. Gene Ontology annotation, biological process: microtubule cytoskeleton organization; neuron projection development. Gene Ontology annotation, cellular component: neuron projection. Gene Ontology annotation, molecular function: microtubule binding. Lineage: Eukaryota; Metazoa; Chordata; Actinopteri; Cyprinodontiformes; Rivulidae.
CCAGUCUGCUCUGGAAGCAGCGAAAGGUGGAGAUAUUUUCCCCCAUCACACGCUAGUCACAAACACACACACACAUACACACACACACCCCCAAUAUAAACACAAAAAGCGACACAAACGGGACCCAUACGAACGCAUAAGGAGUAUGGACCUGAGCCUGCGAGAUGCUCUGGGUGGCGGUGGAGGUGGGGCCCCGGCUGAGGCCCUGCUGAAGAAAGACUUUGUGGCCUCGCUGGAGAAAGAGAGUUAUGAUGACAAGGUGGGAGAGACGGUUUCCAAAGCUGACUACAGACCCUUGCUGGAUGGAAAGGACACCAAGAGCAGCCCUGGGAUGAUGUCAACAAUGAUGACAUCUAGUGGACGCCAAGACCCACCGGGACAGACCGCCUUUGGAUCUGACUACCUGUCGGGUUUCUCUCAGUCUGGGGUGGGUGGGACCAUGGGGUCCAGCUUGCCACCAUUCCAGACCACUAUGAGCUCCAGUUUUGGACAGACUGGGAUGAGUCCGGCUAUGGACACCCAGAAGAGCUCAGGCCUGUUUGGUAUGGAGAACAAAACCAGCAGUAACGUCAGUGGGAGCGGUCCUUUUAACACCACCAAUCCGUUUUCAACCAGUGGCCCAGGAAUCCACUCCAUGGAUCACUCUGCAGUGAAUCUUGACAAUAAGGACAAGCAGGGGAAGACAAACGUUGUCCCCAGCAAGCCAGACAAGCUCGACUCCUCAGACAAGAAGGAAGAGCAGCAGAAGGACAACAACGCUGACAAAAAUCAAAAGCCCGAGAAAAUCCUCAAAAAUGAGGAAAAGGUGGAGAUGAUAAACGCAGAGAAAAACGACAAGGCCAACGAGAAGCCAGAGAAGGUGGACAAGCCAGAGAAGACGAACAAAGACAAGAAGGAGGAAGAGAAAAAGGGGUCUGAGAAGAAAGAGGAGAAGGGAGGAAAAGGAACGGCCAAGUCUCCCACAGGCAACGGCAGCAAGACUGUGGCGAGCCCUGACGGCAAGAGCAAGCCUGAUGUGGGUUCAACCAAAUCAAACUCGGCCAAAUCGCGUCCAUCCACUCUCUCUACCAAUAAUGUGGCCAACUCGGCCAAACGCCCCUCCCCCACCACAGCUAAUAAAAAAAGUCCCGCGCCGAAGGCGACCACACCCACCGCUGCCAAGCGUCCGCCAACAGCAGCUGCCCCCACCAAGGCUGCCAAGGUGCAAAUCUUGAACAAGAAGGUCGACGUGAGCAAAGUGACCUCCAAAUGUGGCUCCAAGGACAACAUGAAACACAAGCCAGGCGGUGGCGACGUGAAGAUAGAGUCCCAUAAGCUGAGCGUCAAGGCUAAGUCUAAGAUCGGGUCCCUGGACAACGUAGGACAAGGCAACGGGCAGACCAAUGGACACAAGGAAGAGAAAACAGGGGAGAAGACGCCUCCACCCCCGAGUGUUGCUCCAACAACAGGAUCGGCAGACGUUACUAAGGCAACAGCACCAGGAGGCGUUGUUAAGGAAAAUGGCAUGAAGGAGCCCACACCCACUCCUUUUGGGGGAGAUGGACUGAGGGAGCCUAUUAGCAUAGACAAGCGCAUUACUGAGACAAACUGAUUCCCAGUGACCUGGGGAUUCUGGUGGGACGUGCAUGACGCCCCCCUGACCUGCCAGUCGACAGACCAACCAACCCAACACGGCGCAGUCACCUCCCACUGGCCUUCUCCUUCAGUUCUCCCACUGCAGCAUCGAAUUCACCGAUCGCCACCCAGCGUUUCUCUGAGGUUCGCCCUGCCAGCUUCUUGCUACCAACCCUGACCUUUGACCUCUCAGCAACCCCGAGUUGACUUUGACCCUGCUAACUACAAAGAAGACCACUUGGUGUUUGUCUUUAUGUCUCUGUGUGGGGGUUAUCGGAUUAAAAAGAUCCUAAUUACUACUGAUAUAGUUCACCUCUACUCAAUAAUCCUAACCACCCAAACACAAGAAGCACCACUGAGUAUACUGAGCAGAACCACGUAUAUUAUAUUGUUCAACCUUCGACUCUAGAAACUGUUUAAACACUUUGUUCCCGUCUCCGAGAAAGGUCUGCACAUUCUGAAAACUCCUUUAUUUCCCUGUCUUGUUGGUAGAACCGUGUUAUUACUGCUCUUUGUCCCAAGUUCAGUCCAUCAGACAUCAGUCAGUUUCACCGAGUCACUUUUAUUGCCAUUCUGCACCUCGGUACACAUUUUAAAAGACCUCUCGUGGUAUUACUCCAGUUUUUCUCCUUAAAAUUGAA